CUCUCUCUCUCUCUCUCUCUCUCUCUUUAUUUGAUUCGUAUCUUUUGGUUGAAGGCGUACAGAGGACCGGGCCUGCACACCCCACACCAGGUUUUGGCUCUUCUUAGUGGCAUCAUUUUGGGCUGAACUGAAAGACUAAGGAUUUUGAAAUUCUCGAGGAAGGAAAUUAAUUCAGAGGGAACUGAGGGACUGGUAACAUGAGUGAAGGAGAGAGGUUUCAGCUUGGAACAGUUGGGGCUCUGAGUUUAUCAGUGGUUUCUUCGGUUUCAAUUGUCAUAUGUAACAAGGCAUUGAUCAGCACACUCGGAUUUACUUUUGCUACAACUUUGACCAGCUGGCAUCUACUAGUGACAUUCUGUUCUCUUCAUGUGGCGUUAUGGAUGAGACUUUUCGAACACAAGCCUUUUGAUGCACGGGCUGUUAUGGGGUUUGGCAUACUUAAUGGGAUCUCUAUUGGGCUUCUAAAUCUCAGUUUGGGUUUUAACUCUGUUGGCUUCUAUCAGAUGACAAAGCUAGCAAUCAUUCCAUGCACUGUUCUCUUGGAGACCAUCUUCUUCCGAAAAAAAUUUAGUCGGAGUAUUCAACUGUCUCUUACCAUCCUUCUGUUAGGAGUUGGCAUUGCAACUGUGACUGAUUUGCAGCUCAAUGCUUUGGGUUCUGUCUUAUCGCUUCUUGCAGUUGUCACGACAUGUGUUGCGCAAAUUAUGACCAACACAAUACAGAAGAGGUUCAAGGUCUCAUCAACACAACUAUUGUACCAAUCUUGCCCAUAUCAAGCAAUGACAUUAUUCAUCAUCGGUCCAUUCUUGGAUGGACUUUUGACGAACCAAAAUGUUUUUGCCUUUAAGUACACACCUCAAGUUCUGGUUUUCAUUGUUCUAUCUUGCUUGAUCUCAGUCUCUGUCAACUUUAGUACAUUUUUGGUGAUUGGCAAGACGUCACCGGUUACAUAUCAAGUCCUUGGGCAUCUGAAGACAUGCUUGGUUUUGGCUUUUGGUUAUGUUUUGCUUCAUGAUCCAUUUAGCUGGCGUAAUAUUCUGGGGAUUCUGAUUGCUUUGGUGGGGAUGGUCUUGUAUUCCUACUUGUGUACUCUUGAGAGCCAGCAAAAAGCAAGUGAGGCAGCCCCACAAUUGUCACCGGCCAAGGAAAGUGAAACUGAUCCCCUCAUAAAUGUGGAAAAUGGAGCUGGCAUAAUCGUUGAUGCUGUUGGUGCAAAAUCUCCAGUUUGGAGCUCUAACAAAGACCUCCAUGCAUAAUCCUCGCUCACCAUCUGUAAUCAGGGUGUCUCAUGGGCAUUAUUAGCCGGAUAUAGCCAUUACAUGGGCAUGUAAUUGAUGAUAUUGGCAGAUGAAUAUCGAUGUUGAGGAUGUCAUUGGCAACAUCAACAACAGCAUCAGUGUUGUAGCAACAAUUCAUCGCAGCCCAAAAGUUCCAUUUGAAAAGCUAGUUAUUAAUGAAAAGUAGUCUUCUUAGCACUGUGGCUCUCAUUUCCUAAAGCCAAGCCUCUUGAGCGUGAUACUGGUCUGUGUGUUAGCACAUCCUGACCUUUGAUUUUUGAUCUGGGCUGUUGAACUCUUUCAGUGACAUGCGUAAUUCUUAAUAUUACUUUUCAAAAAAGGUAACUCUGAAUAUUGGGGGCGGUCUUUCUUCAUACCUUGUAUUUGUGUUUUCUCUGCAUAAGCAGCCAUGAGACAUUAUUGGUAAAUGAAAUAUUGAUCUUUCAAUAUGUUGAAUAGCUUCUGAAUGUAUAUCUUAAGAUUAGAUGUU
This is a messenger RNA of Amborella trichopoda, 1767 nucleotides long. Its product is annotated as UDP-xylose transporter 3. NCBI's taxonomy places the organism in Eukaryota, Viridiplantae, Streptophyta, Magnoliopsida, Amborellales, Amborellaceae. The record is from RefSeq and is a predicted model, not a curated record.